This is a messenger RNA of Linderina pennispora, 954 nucleotides long. Its product is annotated as FMN-linked oxidoreductase. The record is from RefSeq and is a predicted model, not a curated record. NCBI's taxonomy places the organism in Eukaryota, Fungi, Kickxellomycota, Kickxellomycetes, Kickxellales, Kickxellaceae. Gene Ontology annotation, molecular function: tRNA dihydrouridine synthase activity; flavin adenine dinucleotide binding. Gene Ontology annotation, biological process: tRNA dihydrouridine synthesis. The coding region runs from base 1 to 954 and encodes 317 amino acids. The transcript has a single exon.
AUGAUCGAUGUCACCGACCCAUGCUUCCUGCGGCUCUUGCGCCUGAUCUCGCCCACGCACAACCACCAGCUGUGGACAGAAAUGAUCCAUGCCAACGCGUUCUCGCGCGGCCGCAUCCACACCGACAGCGCCAAACUGGCACAGAGCAUCCCACUGCACGAGCUCCCCGAUUACUCGCAUGGCGUAGUAGUGCAGAUCGGCUCGUCAACGCCCGGGGAUGCUGCGGUGGCAGUCCAGGAGCUGGGUAGGCUGGGCGUUCGGCACGUAAACCUGAACUGCGGGUGUCCGUCGCGCAACGUCCAGAUGGGCGCGUUUGGAGCCGUGCUGAUGCAGAGCCCUGAGCUGGUAGGGCAGAUUGUUAGCGCGAUGGCGGAGGCAGCCACUGACGGGAUGCAGGUCAGCGUCAAAUGCCGGAUCGGAAUCGACCACGACGAGUCGUUCGGGUUCUUACAGAGAUUCAUCGAGACGGUCAGCCGAUCGACCACCCACCCGGUCAGCUUCGUGCUGCACGCACGCCGCGCUUGGCUCGACGGGCUGUCGCCAGAACAGAACCGCAAAGUGCCGGUGCUCAACUACGAGCGAGCAUACGAGAUGAUCAAGGAGUUUCCACACACAUCAUUUGUGGUCAACGGCGGCAUAGACUCGGUUGAUUCGGUGCAGCAGCAGCUGGACAAGGCCGACGGUGUUAUGCUAGGCAGGAAGAUCCGCGAGGACCCGUGGUUCCUGGCGAGCCUGGACCAGCACAUCUACGGGGUAUCUGAGUCGCAGAUCCCAGUCGCAGGAAUCGGUGCUACCGCAGUACCUGCGGUUUGCCGACGCUAUGCACAGCGACUAUGCUACGCGGUACACAGUCCUGGCACGCCCGCUGUACGCGUUCUUCCGAGGCGGCAAGGGCAGGGCGUUGCGGCGGCACCUGGGCCAUGCGAUUUCGCAGGCAAAGGUCCGCAAUGGUGA